This is a messenger RNA of Symbiodinium sp. CCMP2592, 971 nucleotides long. The record is from the annotation of a GenBank genome assembly. Lineage: Eukaryota; Dinophyceae; Suessiales; Symbiodiniaceae.
GUCGGGGAUUCGUCCGGCGGCGGAAUCACCAGCGGCCAACGCGCAGGCGAGCUUGGUUUGGCAAGAGCAACCAGGAGAAGUUUGAGAGCUACGUAGAGCAGUGCUCCUCGUACACGGCGCGCGAUCUGGCCUGCUUGAAGCCCCGUUGGCGGACGCUUCUAACUGGGAUCCAAGCCGGUCUUCAGAUGCCCGCCUUGGUGGAGGCGGUGAAAAUCCUCUACGAUGACAUACUCCCACUUCGCUUGGGUGCGGACUUGGUGUCGCGGCAGCUGAACCGAGCCGUGACGGAGGCCCGCGAUCGAAUUCGAAGCGAUAUUCCUGAUGGCGACGUGGUCGCCCAUCGGCAGCUCUUCGAUUCGAUGGACUUCGACAAGACCGGCACGCUGAAGAAAUGGGAAGUAGAGAAGAUCACCUCUCACGUGGGACUGCUGAGUGAGACAGGCCAGGAGGCCCACGACUCCAUCACCGAUAGACUCAUCCAGUUGCUGACCGACUUGGGCCAUGAAGGGACCAAGCAAAUCGCGCCUUCCAGAGGCCCCAUCUGGUGUGGCAUGCAAAAGGGGAGCAGGAUGCAAGCCAUUGUGGAGCAGGCUGCCUUCUGCUUGCGCCGAGGGCGGACCGCCAUCCGAAAGGAGUUUCCGGACUUCUUGGAAGGGGCGAGCCGCCUCCUCUGCAUCGACUCCGAUUCAGAGCCCUUGAGCGCAGAUCAGACUCGCCGCAUCGUGACCGACCUCCUACCUGAGGACGACGGCGAGCUGCACCUUCAGACGUCGCAAUACGACAAGCGCUUUGACGAAAUCGUGAAGUUCAUCCUCGAUUGGGAGGCCGUUCUCUUUGAGAAUAGCCUUGAGCUUCUUGCGCUCAGUCACGGUCUCUUCGUGCUUUUCUGCAUCCCACUGGGCGCGAGCCACUACGCCUUCGAGGUCGUCGAUCGUCUGGGCCAUCACGAGCAUCUUACGUUUGAGACUUGA